UUUGACUAGCAAAUCCGGCUCUCCCAGUGGCAGACGCGUUUCUUGCAGCUAGAUAUUUCGUUUGCUCCUCUGUUCUCUUCACAUCGGUUUUUGGAUAGGCACAGCCGCACAGGACGGUCUGACGUUGAAGACUCGAAGGAUGCAGAAACGCGUGGUGCUGGUGAGCGCGGCGGUGGCCGCGCUCGGCCUCGCCGCCGCCGUCUUGGGGUUCGUCGCGGAGGCCACAAAGUCCAAGGCUUUCGUGGCCUUCGACGGGCGGCGCUGCGUGUACCGGCGCACGCCGGCGCUCUUCUGCGGCGUCGUCGCGGCGCUGCUCGCGCUGGCGGGGCUGGCCCUCGCCACCGCCGCCAGCGGCUGCUUCGGCCGCAACGCGCCGGCGACCGGCCGCCGGCACGCCACCGUCGUCAGGCUGUCGAUCGUCGCGUGGGUGCUGGUGGCGGUGGCGGCGGCGAUGUUCCUCUACGGCGCGGCGCUGAACAGGGGCGGGACGCGGGGCCUCUCGACAAGCAGGCGGGGCCGCUACGGCCGCGGCUACUACUACUACGGCUGCGUCGUGCUCAAGAGCGGCAUCUUCUCCACGGCGUCCAUCUUGUCCGGCGCCGCUGCGGCGUGCGCGAUCGCGGCCUACGUCUACCUCCAGCGGAUGGACGACUACCCGGCCGUACCGGGCCAGUUCGCCGCGCCGGGCGUGGCGAUGGGGCAGCCGCAGUGGUCGCAGCCGUACCCACCGCCAGCCUACCCCCCGCCUCCGGCCUACCCGCCGCCGCCUAUGGCUUACCCUGCUCCUCCGCCGUACGGCGGCUACGGCGCCAAGCAACCUGCGGGGACAGCUUGACGUCAGUUCCAAGUUUCCAACCCACACCGUGUACGGUGUACCGGUGUACGUGUCAUGAAAUAUAUUACGAAUUUGUAAGUGCAAUUUAUCAAAUGUGGAAUCUAUUGCUCCCUCCAUUUUAUGAGAGUACAAGAUAUAUUUUUAUUUUUCAAUGAAAGGCUUAUUCACAA
Messenger RNA from Setaria italica (foxtail millet), 1005 nucleotides. RefSeq lists its product as uncharacterized. Lineage: Eukaryota; Viridiplantae; Streptophyta; Magnoliopsida; Poales; Poaceae. The record is from RefSeq and is a predicted model, not a curated record. Bases 140 to 835 code for a protein of 231 amino acids. The transcript has 3 exons.